Molecule: messenger RNA, 774 nt
Organism: Alternaria viburni
Lineage: Eukaryota; Fungi; Ascomycota; Dothideomycetes; Pleosporales; Pleosporaceae
Exons: 1
Coding region: 1-774 (257 amino acids)
Source: RefSeq, a predicted model, not a curated record
AUGCAUCUCCCAUCACAGAAACUCCAGCUCCGCCCUAAACUUACUGCCGUUCUACAACACUCAAGCAAGAAUUCCACUUCCAAGACCCCUGAAGCUUCAACACCGACGAAGCCAGCUAGCAGUAUCAACAUCAAAGACAAGCGCAACAUCAAGAUUGGCAUUGCCGCACUUCGUACCGUCAGCAAAUGGACCGAUAAAGCUGCACUGACGCUCGAGAAGCUCGAGGGCCAAGAAGCGUCGAAACACUGCCAAGAUCGCCAGGCGCGCUUGAUCGCUCAAGAUGACAGUAAAUCAUACGGAAAACUAGCCCAAGAUACCGGGGUAUGGAGAGAGACUGUGGUAUACCCGGUACCUGCCCAGGUUGAUAGUGCUAGGGGGAUCGAAGCACACGAACAGCCAAGGGUGUACGGAGCACCAGCACCUGCCAGCCAGGGAGAAAGUCACAUUACAAACAGCGUCGUGGGGGCACCGCUCGUCCAGACUCAUCAUGCGCAUGUCUUGGCUUCCGUGGAGGAGUACUAUGACGAAAGUAGUAAUGACGAGGAGGGUAGCAGUACCUCUAAGCAGAUCGGUCUCAACAGCUCCACAGACGUUGACGCAGAUGAAGAUACCGAUGAGGAAGAUACUUCUGAUGAUUCCAGCGAUGAUGAGAAGGAGGACGACAGCGAUGACGACUCGGAUAGCGAGGAGCACGAUAGCUCUGAUGAUGCUGAGUCUUCGGACGAGGAGGAAGUGGAUGUAAACCAGCCGAUGAUCAUGAAUGCUAGGAAGUGA